Molecule: messenger RNA, 2061 nt
Organism: Bombyx mandarina (wild silkworm)
Lineage: Eukaryota; Metazoa; Arthropoda; Insecta; Lepidoptera; Bombycidae
Gene: UGT42B1
Product: UDP-glucuronosyltransferase 2B14-like
Molecular function (GO): UDP-glycosyltransferase activity
Source: RefSeq, a predicted model, not a curated record
GUCGAGCGGCUCUCGCGUGGCCGACAAUUUUAAAUAAUGAAACUGAUUUAUUUAUUACUACUUCUCAUUACAUGCUAUACAGACGGGCUCAAUAUACUUGGAAUAUAUCCGUACCAGGGGAAGAGCCAUUUUUUCGUAUUCAGAGUUUACUUACGCGAAUUGGCUAAGCGGGGCCACAAUGUUACUAUUAUUUCACAUUUUCCCGAACAAGAUCCACCGGCAAACUACCACGACAUCAGUCUGGCGGGAACAAUCAAAAUAACGGAAGACAACCAAUCCGUUCGGAAUUCUUACUGGUCUGUAUUCAGUGCCGCUUUCUACCUCGCAAUUUCUGGUAAAGAAAACUGUCAAGUAAUGUUAGCUAAUAAACAAGUGCAAGAACUGAUCAAAAGUAAGCAAAAGUUUGAUGUGGUUGUUGUCGAACAGUUCAACAGUGAUUGUGCGUUAGGUGUAGCUUAUAAACUAGGUGCUCCAGCGAUCGGAAUGUCCUCACACAUACUAAUGCCUUAUCACUAUAAGAGAUUAGGCAUCCCCUACAACCCAUCAUACGUGCCCUUCCAUUUCCUGGAGGGGGGAACUAAGCCAUCUCUCUUUCACCGAGUCGAGAGAUUGUUUUUUGACUUCUUCUUUAGAACGUUUUAUUACUUUGUAAGCCAGCGGAGUGAUCAAAACACACUGGCUGAAUAUUUUGACGACAUCCCUCCGCUAGAAGAACUGGCUAGGAACAUGAAAUUUCAUCUAUUGUAUCACAACUUCAUUUUAACCGGGUCAAGGCUGUUCCCAUCCAAUGUGAUUGAAGUCGGCGGUUAUCACGUUAGCAACGCCAAUCCUUUAACUAAUGAUUUGAAAAAAUUCGUUGAUGAAGCUGAACAUGGAAUUAUAUUCAUAAGUUUUGGUUCUGUUAUCAAGAGCUCAACUAUGACAACGGAUAAAGUAGAAGCUAUUUUGGAAGUUAUGAAAAGAAUGCCGCAGAGAUUCAUAUGGAAAUGGGAAGACAAAUCAUUAAUAGUUGAUAAAAACAAGUUAUAUGUGUCUCAUUGGCUGCCGCAAGUUGAUAUUUUGGGACACCCGAAAACUUUGGCGUUUCUCUCACAUGCGGGAAUGGGUGGAAUUACCGAGGCCAUUCAUUUUGGAGUACCAGUAGUGGCCAUGCCUUUCUUGGGCGAUCAGCCUGCUAAUGCUGCGGACGUCGAAGAGAGCGGUCUAGGAAUUCAAUUGCAAUUCAGAGAUUUAACAACUGAGAGCUUAUUGAAUGCGUUCCAAACUGUUUUGAACACCACAUUCCGUGAGAAGGUGAAAAAAGUCUCGAAAGCAUGGCACGACCGACCAAUGCCCCCUUUAGAAACAGCAAUCUACUGGACCGAGUUUGUUGCCAGGAAUCCAGAUUUGAAUUUUAGAACGGCUGCAGCCGACACUCCUCUAUACCAAUAUAUUCUGCUUGAUGUAAUAGCAGUGCUAUUAACACCACUUAUUAUUAUAUUCGUCGCAUUGAAACGUACAAGAAAAUCUUCCGCGCCAAUUGUAAAAAAAACGAACGGUAAAAAGAAAUCAAAGAAAACUUGAAUUGCUUUCGAAAUACAUAUUUUAUUUUAAAUAAAAAUACAGGAUGUAAAAAGAAGGCGAGCAUACAGUGUACCGAAAAUAUUAAAUUUAUAGUAUAACACAAAGAACUGUAAUCAAAAUGCUUGCAACGCUGUAUCAAAGUAAUAUAAUUAACAAAAGAGUAAAUCUUCACUUUUAAUCCAAUCUACGACUCAUGAAAUAUAAUAAAAUAGGUACGUUAAAAGAAUAAUGAACAUUAUUAAAAGAAUUUAGUAGAGGUGACCUUCUACGAGUGCCUUGCAUGGCUAGCCAUCAGAAUCAUUGAUCACUCAAAGAUUGUUGAUCAAUCCUGAAUAAGAAUGUCGUUGUAACGAAUCAGGUACCCGAACUAAGGCCUGUGCCUAGUUGAAGACAACACCCGCACAUAGGCUUUAAUGAUGACGGUAAAUCGUAAAUAUUUUUCAUUAUACUCAUAUUGAAACAAACAUUGUGUAUUUAUCUUGCGGUAGGCAGCGGCUU